Pelmatolapia mariae (spotted tilapia) is the source of this 8761-nucleotide messenger RNA. RefSeq names its product kinesin-like protein KIF26A. The coding region runs from base 116 to 5950 and encodes 1944 amino acids. Gene Ontology annotation, molecular function: ATP binding; microtubule motor activity; microtubule binding. NCBI's taxonomy places the organism in Eukaryota, Metazoa, Chordata, Actinopteri, Cichliformes, Cichlidae. The record is from RefSeq and is a predicted model, not a curated record. The transcript has 16 exons. Gene Ontology annotation, biological process: microtubule-based movement.
CCACAGCCCGCGCUCACCCCGCGUCCCUUUAUUCUGCAGUGGAAGCACAGAUUUCCUCAGAGGCUGAAGGAAAAUCAAGCCAGAGAGUUCAUAACUGAGCACUCGUUAAGCAGAGAUGUACUCACAGUACUGGAACAUGGCUCGGGGACGCGGGCCGGACUACAGGAGAUAUACGGUGGUGGAGGGGGACACGCCUCUUCCUCUGGGCUCCACCUGUCGCAGGAAACGCCUUCAUUCUGCAGGAGAGGAUGAGGAGGAGGAGGUGAGGAGGAGCUGCGCAUCUCGGCCCAAUCCCGAAGGCUCGCUGUCGGCUGGCGAGCUGAGCCGCUAUGGCGAACCUGAGGAGGAGGAGCUACGUAGACUGUGCCAGCGCUGCCACAUCAUGGCGUCCCAGCUGAACCGACAGGCUGCUGCUCUGGCCGACACCGCAGCGCUGAAGGACCUGGCCUACGCCUCCUUCCUCUUUAAUAAGCUCCAGCGUCUCCAGUUGCCUCGCCGCGUCCGCCAUGCUUCUAUCGAAGCCCGCUGUGAUGUAUGCGGUGCCUCCUUCCAGCAACUGAGGCGCCUCGCUCUGCGGCGAGCUCUGGGCGUCAGCAGGGAGAUGGCACCACGCCCUGCCGCUCCCAGCGCUGCCCCGAUCUCAGAGAGCAGCUGGGUCUGCGACGAGCUGCCAGUGAAGCAGCAGAGAUGGAAGCACGAGGAGCAGCAGCAGGAGGGCAGAGCCCCGUGGAGAUCGAGCGUAGUGCAGAGCACCUACCUCGGUGGGGGCGGAGCUAAAGGGCUCGCCACAGUAACGCCCCUUCCCCUGAACCCAGCUCAGAACCUGGAGGGGGUGUGGAGGGUCUCUUGCUGCACACCUGAGCUCCGACACAGUACGGGUCUGACUGCAGAUGGAGGUCAUCUGACCGUGACGGGUACAGCCCAGAACGUUCCCGUUAAACCAGCAGCCCACAGCGUCGGCACCCAAACCAGCCAGCCGCCGUCUGCUGCCGCCGCCUUCUUGAUCAGGGCGGCUCACAAGCUCAGUCUGUCCCGCAGGAAGAAGUCCCCGCCCGGCUCCGCCUCCCCGCCCGGCGAGUCCCCGGGGCCACUGCUUUACACCGGGGGCUUCAGCGGGGCAUUGCAGCUCUCCCCGCCUGCGGUCCCACCAUGUCUCCUUCGAGCUGGGUCAAAGGUCAAGGACACGCCGGGAAUGGGAAAGGUCAGAGUCAUGGUCCGGAUCUGUUCGGUCCAGGGUGAGUCCUCGGAGUCCAUGUCCUUCCUGAAGGUUGACGGCAGGAAGAAGCAGCUCACGCUGUGUGAGACAUCGGCCCAGAGACGGUCCUCAGCCUCAGCGCCAAAGACCUUCACCUUUGAUGCCAUCUUCUCGCAGGACUCCUCACAGGCUGAGGUGUGUUCAGGAACGGUGGCAGAGGUCAUCCAGUCGGUGGUGAAUGGCGCGGACGGCUGCAUCUUCUGCUUCGGGCAUGCUCACCUGGGUAAGACGUACACCAUGAUUGGUCGGGACUGCUCCACCCAGAGCCUGGGCGUGGCUCCAACGGCGAUCUCCUGGCUGUUCAAGGUGAUCGAGGAGCGGAAGGAAAAGUCCGGAGCUUGUUUCUCCGUCAGAGUGUCGGCCGUGGAGAUCUCCGGUCGCGAGGAGACGCUCACCGACCUCCUGGCCGAACUGGCAGCGGCAGGGCACCAGGAGGCACCGGGCCCAGCUGUGUUGUUGAGAGAAGAUCCCAUCUGUGGAUCCCAGCUGCAGAACCAGAUGGAGCUUCGGGCAAGCAGUGCUGAGCGAGCAGCAUCCUUCCUGGACGCCGCCCUGGCAGCGAGGAAGAGCAGCCAAAUGCCGAACGACCAGGAAGUCCGAAGGAACUCCCACUUCCUGUUUACCCUGCACCUCUACCAGGAGAGGCUGGACAAGAGCAACAAGGCAGCCAUGUCCGGUCGGAGUCGCCUUCACCUCCUGGAUUUGGGCAGCUGCGAGACGGACAUCAGCAGGACCCGAGAGGGGGGCGGGGGUCAGUGUCUGUCGCUCUCGGCACUAGGAAACGUCAUCCUUGCCCUUGCCAAUGGAGCCAAGCACGUUCCCUACAGGGACAGCAAGCUCACCAUGCUGCUCCGCGAAUCCCUGGGCAACAUCAACUGCCGCACCACCAUGAUCGCCCACAUCUCCGACUCCCCAGCGGGCUACAUGGAGACGCUGACCACAGUGCAGUUGGCCUCCCGCAUCUACCGCAUGAGGAAAAAGAAGACCAAGCACGCCUCCAGCUCGUCUGGAGGGGAGAGCUCCUGUGAGGAAGGCCCAUCCUGUCGGCCUCCUCGUCUUCGACCCUUCCACCCUCUAACAGUGGCCCUCGACCCGGACGUUCCGCUGCUACUCUCGAGUGAUCCCGACUAUUCCUCCAGCAGCGAGCACUCCUGUGACACUGUCAUCUACGUUGGGCCGGGAGGGAAGGCAAUCUCAGACCGAGAGCUGAGCGACAACGAGGGUCCGCCUUCCUUCGUUCCCAUUAUUCCGUCCCUGAACAAAAAGCGAGUCAAAGAUGCACCCAAGUCCGACGGUGACCACUUUAAGUGUAACACGUUUGCAGAACUGCAGGAGAGACUCGACUGCAUUGAUGGCAGUGAGGGCCCGGCCAUGUUUGGCACAGAGAACAAAUCAGUAGCGCUGAAGGCUCAGAGUGGCCCUCUUAAACCCACAGAGGCAAUGCCUCCACCCAAAUCUGAGAAGAACUCGUCCCACAGGUUCUCAGAGAGCACACUAACAACAUGCACAGAUAAACCUGAUCAGGAUCAGCCCAAACUACCUUCAGCCAGUGGCUUCAUGGAGACAUCCAAAAGGACGAGUGCAGAUGGAGAGAAGCUUUCAGGCACCCCCUUUCAGCCAUGUGUGGUAAAGUCAAGGGGGGCUCCAACCCAUGACUCAGAGCCUGUAGUUCGAGAGAAGGUCUACCUCAGAGGAGCUGUACCCAAGCCGCUGGCCUCACCGUCCUUACCCAGGACAAUCAGGACGGCACCUCGGCCUGGGGAGGCUCUCGGCAGGACUCCCCCUGUGGGUAUGAGUAAACAAGCAAUGAGGCAAGACCAGCCAUCCAAAUCUGAAAGCCCUAACCUGAACACAGACGGAGCCGCUCACACAAGCAGGUACCCCACAGAGGUGAACAACCUCCGGGCCUCUCUGUUAGGACGAUGCCUGGACGGGGACUCUCUUAGGACCACCAUCACUCUCCAGCAGCCCGUGGAGUUGAAUGGAGAGGACGAGCUUGUGUUCACAGUCAUAGAGGAGCUCCCUCACGGCCUUGUCCCAGAUAACGGUCGUCCCUCCAACAUCGUCAGCUUUAACACUGACUGCUUUCCACAGGCUUUAGCUGCUGGCUCUCGCCCAGUCAGCAUCAUCAGCAGUAUUAAUGAUGAAUAUGAUGCUUACACCUCUCUACAAGGAGCUGUGGGACCAGGCACUGAUGUUGGCACCAAACACCAACGAGAUUUGCUUUCCCAACGUGACAAAAAGCAGUCGUCUGUUGGCUCAUGGCCUUGUGAAUCAGCUGAAAGUGAUGGUUUUCAUUCACAAAGCAGGCUUUACUUGCGGGAUAAAACAAUGGACAACACCGCCCUGCUGACCUCAUCGAGUAUAUACCAUAAACAGACGUUCUUACAGCAUGGCAUUAAGAGCUCCUUAAACGACAGCGGUGUCUGUUUCUCAGAGCUGGACAGUGACCCUGUUACCCCAAACAAACCAUCUUUUACCAAGUGCCCUCCUUCCCCCGAGUCAGCCAAAGCCUCUCUUAAAGGCAGUUUGAAGGUGAGAGCCAAUACCCUGAACACAUCAGUGUCAGCGCAGAUUCCCCGCCAUGCCACCCAUUCCAGUCUUCCCAGGAAAACCAAGUCUACCUCAUCUGCAGUUGUGGGCUGCAGCAGACAGGAAGGCGGGCAGGACGAUGUUUUGCUUCAGGGAAACGGUUAUUGUGAUCCCAGAGAGGCAGAGUUUCUUUCUGCAGGUAAGUCAACAAGAAGUGGCAUGACUAACGUUUCCUCCAAGAGGUCCGGAGGGAACAGCAACAGUGUACCUCGCCCACCAAAGACACAGAUGUCUUCUUCAGCUCAGAGAGUUGUUGAUGGCUGUGAGAAGUCCAGCAGCAGAAGAGGAGACACUCUCAUCAAACUGCCACGACUCACUCGAGGCGCAACAACUCUAGGAACCGUUUCCACCCCCCAAGAAGCUGCGACAGUGAUCGGUACAUUGAGGUUUUCAUCCCUGGGAAAAAAGUCAAAUGGACAAAAAAGCAGCACAAAGUCUGGAUUGGGAAACAUCUCUCCUUCUGCUCCUUUUGUCAGACAGUCGAGUCAAGAACAAAAAUUAAGAAUUGUGCUGUCUCCAAGUGCCUUAAAAACAAGCAGCGACACUGGAAAGUUCUCAGAGGAGGAAGUGCACGUCCGGCUCAGAGCCGGUUCAUUCAGCCACAGGACAUCCAGCUUAAAAACUGAACACAGUUCUGCAAGGACAUCCUCAAGCCUGAAGACACGAGGAGCCAAAACAGAUUCUUCCAGGUACUUUGGGAGUCUGAUGUCUUUGGAAAGGUGCGACAGUCCAAACUUAGCUGGGUCCAAACCUGAGCUGUUCAGAGAGAACAGUGGUGCUACAUCCGGAGGAAAUGGCAGAUGCAACAGAUCAGUGCCAAGACUCUGUGUUCCGGCAUCCACCUCCACAUCUGCCUCUCCAUCCCAAGUUCCAGCUGGUGUUUUUGCAGCUACCAGCAAACUGGGGCAGGUCCGCAGUGGCAGUGGAUCAAGAGCAGCAGCUUCUGGUGGACCGAAACUUCGAACGCUGUCUGCCAGCAGUUCCAAGAGCCCAAGCUCAUCCCCAAAACCUCCAGAGAAUGCAGCUGGACGCAACGCCAACCUGCCUCCCAAUGGCAAGUCCCUAUCUCGCUCUGGAACGGGAGCCAAGACAGGAAGAGGCACCAUCAUGGGUACCAAGCAGGCCAUCAGCAGGGCAGCUAACAGCCGGAUUAGCGAGCUAGUUGUAGGUAGCCAAAGGAAGAUGCUUGGUGGUGGAGCUGGAGUAACAGGAAGCGACAUCCCCAGCAGCAGGACUGGUAGCAGCACCGGAUCACCCCUCAAUGCACUGCUGCCAUCACCUUACAGCAAGAUCACAGCGCCUCGGAGGCCGCAGCGCUACAGCAGCGGGCACGGCAGCGACAACAGCAGCAUCCUGAGUGGGGAGCUGCCCCCCGCCAUGGGACGCACCGCCCUGUUUUACCACAGCGGGGGCAGCAGCGGCUACGAGAGCAUGAUCCGAGACAGCGAGACAACCGGCAGCACCUCCUCGGCGCACGACUCCAUGAGCGAGAGCGGAGCAUCCUCAUCAAACAGGAGCCGAGUUUCUAAAUCGCCCAAGAAGAGAGGAAACGGGUUCCUGCGGCGGCGGCUGAUCCCCGCCCCCCUGCCGGACACCACCUCCCUGGGCAGAAAGGUGGGUGGUCAGUGGGUGGACCUGCCCCCGCUGGGCGGCGCCCUGAAGGAGCCGUUUGAGAUAAAGGUGUAUGAGAUUGACGACGUUGAGCGCGUGCAGAGGAGGAAGGAGGCACUGCUGGGAUCCGAGACGUUCCACGAUGUCGAGAAGGGUCUGCUCUACUUCAACGCCCGGCUGAGGAUGCUGGAGAAGCGGCAGCAGCAGAUCCAAGAGCUGAAGAGCAAACAUGACAGGCUGAAGGCAGAGCUGGAGGAGGCCAAGAGCUGGCUGAUGCUCCACCCGAGCAGGUGGAGCGGAGAGUUUGACGUGGACCAGGACCUGGACCGUGAGUCUCUGGAGUACCUGGAGGCUCUGGCUCAGGCCACGGGGGAGCUGGAGUACUGUGUCAACCUGUGCAAGUCCCGCCUCAUGAUGGAGACCUGCUUCGACAUCACUGUGACGACGGCAGGCGCUGCUGCACAGGGGGGCCGUCAGGAGAUGGAGGUGUGAGAGGUUCCCCAACUCACCGACAGGAAGACUGAAGCAGACGUCCUGUCAGAGCAGAGCAGCAAAUGGCUGAUCAGAGAUCAGAUCUUAGAGGACGCAGCUCUGCAAGUGCCUUCUGUUCACAAGCUUGACAACUCUGUGAGCUUGUUUGUCGUGGUGUUUUUUAUGGUGCUGAGUUCAUCCGUCGUGCAGCAGACCCGCGUUUAGGAAAAUCAUUUAGCUCCAGCGUGGACUCUGUUGACCUGUAAGCUCCACCCCCGAGCCUCAAACCUGAAAAACCCGGAGCUGGACUGCAGGUUUGAUCCCAGUUCCACGACCUAAACACUCGAGUGGAUACGAAUGAACUCUGAAGCUGGUUUUAGGAAACCAGCUCGUCCACUCUGAGUUCAGCCUGCUCACGUUCUCAGUGACUCAAACAGAUGCUUCAGCAGGUAAAACAUCUGUGGCAGCAUACGCGAUGACGUCAUCUGCACCGUAGCAUCUAAAUGAAAAAUGUACAGACAGACAAACGCACUUUAAAGGGGACGUGAAAAGCUGAACACAUAAAGGGUAAUUUACCCACUGAUCCUGCUCAAGCUGACACAGAUGUAAUUCUGUCUGUGAUGCUAGGUUCAAGAAAUCAGAGCAAUUAGCCGUAAUUUUCACUUUAUGAAUGAGGUCAGUGCAGGAGCACCUGAAUGAGGCAAGUAAUGGUGGUUACCAGCCAAGAGUAGCAAGCGGGGCAAUCAGCUGAUGCGAUCAGAACUAUUUUAGCCAAUAAAAUAAUCUCUCUGUUCCCAAACACAUCCUGUAACAGCCCCUACAUGCUCAUCACACCACGAUCAGGAGUCCCAUCAGCACGUCUGCAGGGAAAUCAGGUCAAGGAAAACAAAAUGAAGAGAUGGCGCACUUUUUUUUUUUUCCCACGUCCACUCACUGACUGGAUUACUUCAUAUUACAGGUGAGGACCAGCAAAGCCCCAGUGUGGGUGAAGGAGACUGUAAGGUGGGGGACAUGCUGUUGUCUUCAGUAUGUUGUGUUUGUGGUUUGAUGUACAUGCUGUCACAUGUUUGGGAAAGAGAAACUUUUAUUGCUAGUGCCAAUGACAUUGUGUGAACAUCUGCUUUAAUGUGCUUCGUUGCACCCAGCGUGUCAGUCUGCUGACUCACACAGGCUCUGCUCCACAGUCCUUGUUUAUAAAGUGCUUUACAAACCCCAACAUCACGUCUAACAGCUGGAUUUUCCUGUUUCAGUGCAGCUAGCCAAACAGCAAAAAGCCAGUUCCUGCUACAGGCACAGACAGUAAAGUUGACAGUAUAUCCUAGUUUAACAUGAACUUACUGCUGCAGCGCUGCAGUGAUCCUCUUACUCUGAUGUUUAGUUUCCUCUAAGCUAUCCAUUCUGUCACAAGUUAGCUAACAUAAACUAAUGUGAGUCUGUUAACCAACCACAUGACGUCACAUGCAUUUCAUGUCCCCUUUAAUCAGGUUAUUAGGAACGAGCUUGUCCACCAGAGGGCGCUCUGUAGGUUCCCUGUUUGUAAUGCCACAAAUACAACCAUCACCAACUUGAUGUGCCAAUAAAAAGAGAUCAAUUGUGGUCUCCUUUCGGUAAAUAAUGACUCAGAUGUGUUUCUGAAAGCGAACAAUGAUCCGUCGGUAUUGGCUGUGUUAGUUCAGUGAGAGAGUCAAAAACUAGUGUGUACACUUAUGUCUGCAUUUUUAUUUUGUUAAAUACGAACAAAAUAGUAGCAGAUGUGCUGCCACGUGUCUGGCUAGAAAGAGAGCACCAAUGUGUUUAUUUGGUAGUUCAAUGAAAGGCUUCAGUUAGUUACGAGGGAGAAAAAAGAAUCUGUGUUCAUGUUUGCAGUUUUGUCUUGUUAUACAAUAUUUGAAAUGUAAAAAAAGACAAAAAGCACUACAUUUUCGGAAAUAUUUGCGGGUGUUUUCUUGUUUUUUUGGUUUUGUUUUUUUUAAACUAAUUGAACAGUACAGUGGCCCUCCAAUGAGAUGACGGUGCCAACAGUGGCCCACAGCUCAUUUAAGUUUGAGACCCCUGGUCCAGAAGAACACCGACAUGUAAAACCUGCAGAUCUCUGACUGAAGCCCCACCCUUUUACAAACUGAUUGGCUGAUGGAUGUUCCAGGCUCUGGUCACCUUGGAAACCCGCUAUUUCUUUCACUGUCAUUGGUCGUCCUUUCAGUUGCUUGUGGUUGUCUGCUCGAUGGUCUGCGGUCUGUUUAUGCACAUUCACUUCCUGUUGGACCCUGUAAUGUUAGCUUGUCCUGACCCAUCCAAAUCUUUUCUCGUCCAAGGGUUCUACAGCCGUCUGAGGACAUGUCCGAAACUCCAGCCUGUCCCCAAAUGCUUUCUCAGACAGAACGAAGAACAUUAAACUCAGAGCUCUACACAUGGCCCCACCACCAAACACAGUUUACUCUCUGAAGGACCCCAUAUCCUACAAAAAAAGCAUGCUGACUGAAGUUCAGAGUCAGCUGUGAGGAUGUAAAAUUUCAGAGUUCAGAUUUCCAUCACUCGUGUGGCGUGCAGCAUCAUGUGACACGCUCAGAUUCAGUCCGAGGAGAGCAGGCGACGUUUCCCGUCUCAGGCUCUUUUUGAAGUGGCUGCAUGAAGUAUCGUUCUGCAUCGUGUUCUUGUUUCUGUUCGUCAGGUUUCCUGUUUUUCGUUACAUUGAUGAAGUUGCUCGUUAACCAUCUGUUUCCUGUUCUUGGUUUUUGUACUGUACAGUUUUCUAACUAUUUGUAAAGAAAAGAGGAGCGCGUGGGUCAGCGCAGAGGCAGCAUCAGGAACAUGAAUAAAGAUUCAAAGAUUUCA